AUUUUCGUCAAGGAAACGAGAGCGUUUACAGCUAUCGCGUCCUCCUUACAACCCCAGCCCAGCCCCGUAACCGUCCAGGGAAACGUCAGUGCCCGGGUUCAGUUCCAGCCAGGCGGGGAGUCAUGCCCGUGCGCUGGAAGGGGUUGAGUGAGUACAAGAGGAACUUCAAAUGGAGAAAAUCAGAUCCAUCUAAGCUUUAUAACCCUUCAUAUGAACACAAAUGCCAGUGGGCUGGUCUUCGAUCAGAUGAACUUGGAAUCUCAAAAGAACCAAAUUUUAUUUCCAAGAGAAGAGUGCCUUAUUACAAUACACAGGUUUCAAAGUCCUUUGAGUGGAAUGGGGACAAUGAUUCGGAGAAAGAUGCAUCAUCAGAACUUGAAUUUCACCAGCCCCCUGAGCAGCAUAGAAAGGACAGCAAAGAUGAUAUAAAUCAUGAAAAUAUUAAAACACCUGAUGCACCCAGGCUUCCUGAGAAAACUCAUUCCAAUUCUGUAGGUUCUAGAUCUGAAUCAACUGUAACUCUUUCAGAAAGGAAGAAGUCACCACCCAAAACGUCAGUUCAUGAAAAUGGAAUAUUAGCUUCUACCAAAAAGGAUGAUGGAAAAUCAGACAAUGGGCUUGAUAAAGUUCUACAGAGGAAAGCAGGCAUGAACAUUUCAAGAUCAAGUAGCUUCCCCAGAAGCUCGGAGUAUCAAAGGCAGUUUGUUUGGAAAACCCCUCAGAAACUAUCCCCAGUACUUGCAGCAGACAAGUUUAUCCACAGUGCAAGCCAGUCCAUUCCUCCCUUUAAGUCUCCUGCUAUUAUUUCUGAAACUGAAUAUGAGAGGAGUUUCAAACCUUCAUUUCCUGUGAAAGAAUUGAAACAGAAAUGUUUGGAAGAGAAAGGAUGUCCUGAAUCUGAACCUGUCAAUAUUUCUGGAGAAAAGAAUGAAAGAAAGGAAACAUUUUCGAAGACAAUCGGUAAUUCAUCAAAGCAAAGCAAAGCGGAAACAAAAAAGAAACACUGCAAACAAAAACUUAAGCCACCCUGUUUGCAUAGAAGCUUAAGGAAAAUUAACACGGAAUACAGAUCAAACUUCUUACCUCCAACUCAGUACAUGUACAAAGAUGGAGCUUGGUUGCGUAUCAGGAGAAAUAUGCCUGAUCAAGGGUCUCAAAGCACCCUAAAUACCAUGUGGUAUAUGGAGGUGAAAGAACUUCGAGAGAAAGCAGAGGCGUACAGGCAAAGAAUACGGGGAACUCACUUCUCCAGAGAGCAUUUAAAUCAGAUUCUCUCAGACAACAACAGGCUUUGGGAUGUGUCCUCAGAUUCCAGUACAGAAGAAACCAUAAGCAACAAUGUCAAAGCUCUAGAUUUAGCAGGGAUCCCUGAGAAAAAUCUCUCUCCAAGUCCUCAGAUAUUGCCAAAGCCUGAAUGGUCAGAGCAGUUCCAACAGAAUAAUACUGGGAAAUUAGGCUUCUCAGAUGCUGCUACUGUUCCAGUGAAACGAAAAUUGGCAUGGGGUGAACCAGGAAAUGUUCAAGAACUGGAAGUCCAUUCACCAGCAUUAGGAGAAGGAGAAGAAAAAGAAAAUAAACAGGAAUCUGAAGAGGUUGAAGAACAAGACCAAAAGUAUCAGAAUACCAAUGCUGACAAUCAGCAAGAAGAAAAUAUGAAUUCUCCAGGUGAUAGGACAGAUUCUCCAGUGCCCUCAAGGGAAGGUGGACGGCUUCCUACUCCAGAACUAAGAGCAAUUGGUGGAGCCCAAAGAACACAUCAUGACCUUACAACACCAACUGCUGGAGGUGCUGUUUUAGUAUCACCACCUAAAGUCAAAUCUUCAUCUUCAUUACAAAUCAGGAAGGAGUUAUCAGAAAAAUACGGCUUGACCAAUAAUCAAGGCUCAAGAGAAGAUUUGAAAAGAAAAUUUAACAGGGAUGAAGGAGAAACUAUAUCUCUGGGUCAUUCCUCAGCUGCUGGACUGAAAACCUUGGACCCUUUGCCCCUAAGGAAAGAUCACUGGCCUAGUCAAAAUACCACUGGUGUAAGAGAUCAUCCAACUUCAGUGCAUUUGGAGAAGACAACAAUUGUUCCUGGGUUAAAAUCAGCUAAGGACCCUGCUUUGCCAUAUUGGAGUCCAUUAUGCCGCAUUAAGGGAACUCUUAGAAAUCCAGAGUUUCAACAUAAUGGUAAUGUUGCAAGUCCUCAAAGGAGCUGGUUGCAGUUACCACUUCAUGAAAAGAACUAUAAUCCUGAAGAUGAUGACGACCGAUUGUCUCAGCUAUCUGUUCGAUCUGCUGCUUCUAGUUCCCUUGCAUCUCAGGUUCUCGAACGAGCUCAGAGGAGAAAAGAGAACUUCUGGAGCAAACUGUGAUGCUGUUUGCUAUAUCUACAAACUAUUAUGUAUUUGGGUAUUUUUAUGAACAUUAUUUUGAGGUGACUUCUGAUUUUCUGCAUCUAUCACCUUGAUAAAAGAAAUGCUGGGUAUUCAUUGCUACCUUUGUGUAUUGGAUAGCAUCUGGGAAUGCACAGCCUAUCUUGGGACUAAGUGCUAUCUACCUCACUAUAAUGCAAAAGCAUUCUAAAAAGCCAUAGCUGAAAAAUGUUUCUAAUUCAUAUACAAUAUAUGAGAUUUUACAGUUUUAGCAGAGAAAUGACAUGAGACUACUAUAUUUUUGUCAUAUUUUUUACCACAAACUGUAGAUUCAGCCAUGGAAUUAGAGUAAAAAGUAAAGGUUCAAAAGUCCUUAAAAAAGUUCUGAAAGUCUUAAAAAAUGAUUCAAAUUGUCCAAAGUAAAGUAAGACUGGAGCAAGUACAGGUUGCUUUCAACCUUUAGGAUUAUUCAGUAAUUAUGUUAGCAAACUUUUAACAUCUUCAAGGAUAUUUACAUAAUACUUCUACUGUCCAUAAACUGAAUUCAUUCUCAUUAAUCCUUUUGCUCUAAUGCUGUCUUUAGUCUACCACGCUGUUUCUUGGUUGAUGUUUGCUUAAUACACUUUUGACAUGGUUUUGAUCGCUUCGGUUACAGCAAUAGUGGCAUUGAUUUGGCUCUCAUCACACUGUCUUGGUGAUGCUGUCUGUCAUUGUAUUUUACCAUUUAAAAUACAAUGGCAGAUGUUGCUGUUAUCACCGAACUUCACAACCACUUGUUUGGCUGCUUAUGGUUUACUGUGAUGUUAUACUCAAGGUUUAUUUCAAAGUCACCCCCACUUCCUUUUACCCCUCCGCACUAUAAUGACCAAUGCUAUAAUGAGCAAUGAUGACUGUAAUGAUUUAAGCCCAUGGUUCUCUAGUUUUGAGCAUCUUACAGGAGUUUGGUUAGCAAAACAUGUGAGCAGCAUCUGAAAGUCCUAUCAAAGCAUUCUGCCACAUUUUGCAGAAUAGUAUGCUGUUGGCAAUCUAUUUUGUUUAAAUCACACUUGUUUCCUCAAGGUAAAUUUGAGUUUUGUGCAUGUGAUCAUAGUUAGCUUUGUUAGAAAUACUGGUAUUGAUGGCUGGGUCAGUUUUAAUUUCAUAUACUUUUACUGUCAUUGUAUUUGCCUCCUCUUAAGACUCAGAUGUGUUAUCUUAAUUGUCUCUUCUAGUUGCUGUGGCAGAACCUAUAACAUUACUGUAAGAAGAUUGUUAAAACUAAGAUAGAUUGUAGUUUAGGGUAAAACACCCACGAGAUGGUCCUUUGCUUCCCCUGAAUACCUACAGAAUUUUAACAUUAAGCAAAUGUGGUUUGUAAAGAAGUGAUGGUAUUUGUAUUCAUGGUUUUUAAAUGUUGGAUUUGUAUGAUGAAAAAAUGAGUUUUGUAUGUGUUUUAAAAUAAAAGCCAGAUUGUGUUUUUGUGUAUAAUAAA
Messenger RNA from Varanus komodoensis (Komodo dragon), 3825 nucleotides. It is a transcript of the gene SAXO6, whose product is annotated as Mdm1 nuclear protein. NCBI's taxonomy places the organism in Eukaryota, Metazoa, Chordata, Lepidosauria, Squamata, Varanidae. Gene Ontology annotation, molecular function: microtubule binding. The coding region runs from base 123 to 2354 and encodes 743 amino acids. Gene Ontology annotation, biological process: negative regulation of centriole replication. The transcript has 15 exons. The record is from RefSeq and is a predicted model, not a curated record.